GCCUGCUUCUGUGGCCUUUGGUGGUUUACCAUGAACUUAUUCAGAAAAUGUACACGGGGCUGGAGCCUGUAUUGAUGAAGCUGGACUACAGCAUGAAGGGUGGCACCCAGCACCGACAGAGGGACAGGAAGAAGAAAGCAAUAGUGAAACUGGAGAGCUGUGAUGAACCGAUGGCGGAGACUGAGAGUGAGAGUGAAGCUGAGCUUUCCUGCUUUAAUUCCAAGAAGUUCUCAUCUCCAAAUUAUAAAAGAGAGUUGGAGGCUGCAGAGAAUGUGCAAGAAAGAUGUACUGGAAACUAGAACUAUAAGAGAAUCUAUACCCAUCGGAAAAGAUUGAA
This is a messenger RNA of Rhincodon typus (whale shark), 337 nucleotides long. Its product is annotated as reticulophagy regulator 2-like. The coding region runs from base 48 to 299 and encodes 83 amino acids. The record is from RefSeq and is a predicted model, not a curated record. The transcript has 3 exons. NCBI's taxonomy places the organism in Eukaryota, Metazoa, Chordata, Chondrichthyes, Orectolobiformes, Rhincodontidae.